CUUGCAAAAACACUCUACAUCCCAUCCAACAAUAUUCAUUAAUUAACGCCUUCCAAUGGCCCCAUCUACAAGCUCUUCUUCCUCCUCCAGUUCUAUCUCCGAAAAAACACUCACAGGCCUCGGAAACUUAAUCAAGCUCCUUCCAACAGGCACAGUCUUCGUGUUCCAGUUCCUCAACCCCGUGUUAACAAAUAACGGCAAUUGCAGCACCGUCAGAAAAUACCUGACGAGCUUUCUCAUCGGCCUUUGUGGCUUGUCAUGCGCCUUCUCUUGCUUCACCGACAGCUACAAAGGCAGCGAUGGGAAGACUCACUAUGGAAUUGUGACUACCAAAGGGCUUUGGCCCUCCGCCGACUCGGGUUCGGUGGACUUGUCGAAAUAUAAGCUGCGUUUUGGUGACUUUGUCCACGCCUUCUUUGCCGUCAUCGUCUUCGCUGUGGUGUCUCUUUUGGACUCCAACACUGUGGACUGCUUUUAUCCCUCUUUUGAGUCCAGUGAGAAGAUUUUGCUGAUGGUGUUGCCUCCCGUCAUUGGUGCUGUUUCUGGUGCGGUUUUCAUGGUGUUCCCUAACAAUCGCCAUGGAAUUGGGUACCCUUCAUCUUCUUCAACUGACUCUUCAGACAAUAAGUCUUAGGCCAUAAUAAUAAUACGUCUGAAAUCAAAUUUCAAUUUGUUUGGUCGCCGAGAAAGAAUGAAGAUCUUGGUUCCUCUUUUUACAUUGUUUUAUUUUCCGAGAAAAUUUGCUUCUUUUUUCGUUCUUUGUGUGUAAUUUCCCCCUGUCAAAUUAUAUCUUUGAUCUUCUUCAUUUGUCUAAAGUUAGUGUCAUUGUGAUUUAUUAUAAUGAAGUUCAUAUUGUCAAA
Messenger RNA from Mangifera indica (mango), 860 nucleotides. Its product is annotated as protein DMP2-like. The coding region runs from base 56 to 634 and encodes 192 amino acids. Gene Ontology annotation, biological process: endomembrane system organization. The record is from RefSeq and is a predicted model, not a curated record. The transcript has a single exon. Lineage: Eukaryota; Viridiplantae; Streptophyta; Magnoliopsida; Sapindales; Anacardiaceae.